CUGAGGGACGCCAGACGCGCCCCAGAGCCUACUGCGGCGCCUCGGCCGCUCGGCGCCUGCGCAGUGAAGACCGCGGCGAGCCGCGCGCGUGCGUGCAGGGCCGGAGCCCCAGGCGCUGGUGGGGCGGAAACGCGGCGCCCGGUGUCUUCUGGUUCCGAGGGUGGUCCUCACCGUUUCCGCUCCGGCGGAAGUGAGGAGGAGGGUUCUUCGACCCGUGCCGAGCUGGAUGGACCGCGAGACGCGCGCCCUCGCCGACCGCCACUUCCGAGGCCUGGGAGGCGAUGUCCCCGGCGGCGGCCACGCUCCGGGCCGGGUAGCCUUCGUCUCGGAGCCGGGCGCCUUCUCCUACGCCGACUUUGUGCGGGGCUUCUUGCUGCCCAACCUGCCCUGCGUGUUCUCCAGCGCCUUCACGCAGGGCUGGGGCAGCCGGCGGCGCUGGGUGACGCCCGCGGGCAGGCCCGACUUCGACCACCUGCUACGGACCUACGGAGACGUGGUUGUACCAGUUGCGAACUGUGGGGUCCGAGAAUACAACUCGAACCCCAAGGAGCACAUGCCUCUCAGAGACUACAUCACCUACUGGAAAGAGUACAUCCAGGCGGGCUACUCCUCUCCCAGGGGCUGUCUCUACCUCAAAGACUGGCACCUGUGCAGGGACUUCCCGGUGGAGGACGUUUUCACCCUGCCUGUGUACUUCUCGUCCGACUGGCUGAAUGAGUUCUGGGAUGCACUGGAUGUGGAUGACUACCGCUUUGUCUACGCGGGGCCUGCGGGCAGCUGGUCCCCAUUCCAUGCUGACAUCUUCCGCUCCUUCAGCUGGUCUGUCAAUGUCUGUGGGAGGAAGAAGUGGCUCCUCUUCCCCCCAGGGCAGGAAGAGGCCCUGCGGGACCGCCACAGCAACCUGCCCUACGACGUGACCUCCCCAGCACUCUGUGACACACACCUGUACCCGCGGAGCCAGCUUGCUGGCCCACCCUUGGAGAUCACGCAGGAGGCGGGCGAGAUGGUGUUUGUGCCCAGUGGCUGGCACCAUCAGGUGCACAACCUGGAUGACACCAUCUCCAUCAACCACAACUGGGUCAAUGGCUUCAACCUGGCCAACAUGUGGCGCUUCUUGCAGCAGGAGCUAUGCGCCGUGCAGGAGGAGGUCAGCGAGUGGAGGGACUCCAUGCCCGACUGGCACCACCACUGCCAGGUCAUCAUGAGGUCCUGCUCGGGCAUCAACUUUGAAGAGUUUUACCACUUCCUCAAGGUCAUCGCUGAGAAGAGGCUCCUGGUCCUGAAGGAGGCAGCCGCUGAGGACCGUGCUGGGUUGGGUUUCGAACAGGCAGCCUUUGAUGCCGGGCGCAUCACAGAGGUGCUGGCCUCCUUGGUUGCGCACCCCGACUUCCAGAGAGUGGACACCAGCGCGUUCUCACCACAGCCCAAAGAGCUGCUGCAGCAGCUGAGAGCGGCUGUUGAUGUUGCUGCGGACCCGUAGCGCCUGUCGUGAGGAUAGAAGGACGGGUGGAUGAGAGGCAGCCUCCUGCUCCAGGGCCCUUCCAGAAAUAAAGACCGCCCUCUCUGUGACCUGGGGCCCACCCCUGUCGAGGCUCGUGGCCUGGCUGUUCACGGCCACUGCCUGGGUGCCUGUUUUCAGGUGAGGCCCAAUGAGGUCAGGGACCCAAGAUGGGAUGUGGCCCCUCUGACCUGCAGCAGGCCUGCUGGGAGCUCGGAGAUGGUGCCAGGACCUGGCUCUUUUGGGGGCCCUGCCUCCUUAGGCCAGGACGCCUGAGCUGACAGGAGUCUGUGUCUGGUGUGCCUUCUCUGGAGGCUCCUCUUAAUAGGCCAGCCCUGUCCCCUCGUCUCAGGCCAUUGGGCAACCCCUGGCUCUGCCCUGUGGGCUCAGGGAGGGGUUGGAGCAGUGCUAGGCAAGCUCACCAGGGCCUCCAGGCAGGGCUGGGGUUGGCCUCCAUCACCUCCAGGUGAUGGGCUGCAGAACCAGCAGCCUGUGCCUUCCUCUGGGUACCCAGAGUGGAGGGCUGGGUUGGGCUGGCCUUUGCCACCUCCCUGCCUUUCCAGGGCCUGUGGGCAGCUAGAGAGGCCACGGAUGGGGUGGAAUCCCAUCUGCUGCUGAAUCCUCACCUGGGCCUGAGGGACUGUGCCUGCUGUGCACUCACAGCUGGGUCUUCCCAAGGAUGCUGUUCUCAGGAGUGGUGGGUCCCUGGCCCCUCUUCACACUGGGCAUGAUGGAGGUGUGGGUGGGUUCGUCCAGGCUGAUCAAGGCACAGCAGUGAGCAGCGGCCUGUGGUGGGGAAUGGACUCUCGUGGGAUCCUCCUGCAGAAGAUGCCCCAGGCCUGAACCCUCUAGUGGAUCCACAGUUUGUGGAGACUGGCACUCUCCCAGCCCUGUCCUUGACCGAGAGUCCAGCACUUUUUCAGUUGGCCCCUGGUUGGCUGCCCAACCCCAGCAGGGGAGGAGGCAUCCGAAUCUGCAGGGACAGCACGUGCCAUGGCUAUGCACAUUGUCUGCCCGUGGCAUCCAAUGGGGCCGCUGGCACUUGUCUAGGAUGCAAGCCCCCAAGAAAGGCAGGGGUUUCUGUCUGCUCUGUUCAGUGAAUCAUGUGAAGUGCUUGCAAAGGCAGCUUUACACAGUAGGUGCUUCAUAUGUGUCUGUCGAAUGAAUGCGCUCCA
Molecule: messenger RNA, 2673 nt
Organism: Nomascus leucogenys (northern white-cheeked gibbon)
Lineage: Eukaryota; Metazoa; Chordata; Mammalia; Primates; Hylobatidae
Gene: JMJD4
Product: jumonji domain containing 4
Biological process (GO): protein hydroxylation; negative regulation of gene expression; positive regulation of translational termination
Cellular component (GO): cytoplasm; nucleus
Molecular function (GO): histone H4R3 demethylase activity; sequence-specific DNA binding
Source: RefSeq, a predicted model, not a curated record